AUGGCGACGUCUCGAAACAAGGCCCCCGAACGAGGUGUAGAGAAGUGGCCGCAGGGCUCGAGGCUUACGCGUAGACUAGCAAGCCGGCCGUCGUUUCCAAGCCAAGACGACCAUGAGGCGAUGAACAGGACGGGCGACACCGCUUGGAUGGCCUCGUACAAGCCGUGCGCCCUCGUUGCGGCCACGUCUCUCGGAGCCAAGACCAAGCAGGUGUCGGACGACGAGGAGGCGGUUUCCGUCCCCUCCGCCCAACAGCUACUCCGGCGCCGUCGGGAUGCACGUAGCGCCCAGGAGGCAUCUCGAUGGCGGGCCAGACGGACGCCUCGUCGACCCUGUCUUGGAUGGCCCUCGAUCGACGUCGGCCGAGUGAAGGGUGGCAGAGGCCGGCAAUGGCAACGGCAACACGUGGUCAACGACGAUGAAUAUUCACGGCUCGUGGGACGUGGUGGCUGA
Molecule: messenger RNA, 453 nt
Organism: Drechmeria coniospora
Lineage: Eukaryota; Fungi; Ascomycota; Sordariomycetes; Hypocreales; Ophiocordycipitaceae
Exons: 1
Coding region: 1-453 (150 amino acids)
Source: RefSeq, a predicted model, not a curated record